Messenger RNA from Xenia sp. Carnegie-2017, 2071 nucleotides. RefSeq names its product tether containing UBX domain for GLUT4-like. Gene Ontology annotation, molecular function: protein binding. The transcript has 20 exons. Bases 53 to 1942 code for a protein of 629 amino acids. Lineage: Eukaryota; Metazoa; Cnidaria; Anthozoa; Malacalcyonacea; Xeniidae. The record is from RefSeq and is a predicted model, not a curated record.
AACCACAAUAAAACGAAAACCUCAUUCUGCCCUCCAUGUGAAGGAUGGAAUCAUGGUGAAGACAAAGGACAAAAUGGCGACUUGUCAUGUGGUCAAUGUUUUAUGCCCAAAUGGCCGCCGUCAAAAAAUAAAACUCACAGCUCAAACGACAAUAUUACAGAUAAUUCAUGAUGUUUGCAAAAAACAAAAUUUGGAGUCAAAAAAUUACAGUCUUCGACAUCAAAGGAAAACAUUAAAUAAUACGUUAACCAUACGAUUUGCCAACCUACCAAAUAAUGCCCAUCUUGAAUUGGUCGAGACAGGAGAUACGCCUCAGACUUCUGCAAAGCAGUGUGUUGUGGCUUUGCAACUUGAAAAUGGUGAACGUCUCGUUCAUGAAUUCACUUCAGACUUCACCCUGUUUAAUAUCCUCAAAUUUUGGACAACUAAAUCACCAAGUGUUGUGUUUGAUGAUGACAUGGAAGGAGUAAAAUGUGUUUAUACAAACCAACAGAUUACUGGAUUGCAGAAACUUCAAAAUACCACACUUUCAAUGAUUGGCUUAAAUGGAGGUCGUGGAGUGAUAAGACUUCUUCAAAAUAAUCGGUCCAAAAAUGUUGAUGAUCAAAGAAGUACUAAAGAUGAUAUUGAGAGCAAAGAAAGAUCUAAAACUUCACCAGAGCCGUGUCUCAUCAAAGAUAAAUCUUCAAAUGAAAUGGAUGUUAGUAGUUCUAGUAACAUGUCCAUAUUGAGCUGUUCAAGUCAAUCAACUGAUGAUGUCAUCGUAAAUUCAAACGACAAGCCUACCACAUGCGAUCCACGUGAUAGUGAAUCACGUGACACUCCUGCAGCCAAUGGAAGUACUACAGGCGAUACAUGUGACACUCCUAUAGCCAGUGAAAAUCUCCAAAAACAGUAUAAGAAAAAUAGUUAUAGUAAAAUUGAGGAGCUUAUGGAGGUUGAAAAAACGACGGAAUCUUUCCCAGCAGAAAAAGACGACAUGGAAGUCGACAAUGAGCCCAAAAAUAUGUCACUCCCCCCUGAUCAGUCUGUACCAUCUUCAUCACUUCUCCUCCCUGUGGAGCCUGUGCAAUCUACGUCAGAUGGUCAAACAUCUCUAAACAUCAGGGAAACAUUUAGUGGAACAGGAAGACGAUUGAACGAAGAAAAUCCUGAGGAUGUUAGAAAGAGGCCUCGUUUUCAGUCACCUCCAUCACGUUUGGUUGAACCUAGUCAUGUCGUUGAAAGUGAAAUAGAACGAGAGGCUGUCGUAUUUCGACUCGGUGAACAAGACCCGGCUACUUCAGAAUCAUCAGAUGUUGCAGAUGAUUUCUUUGAAGUGACCGUCGAUGAUUUGCGAGUAAUGUUGAAACAUCUUAAAAAUGAAAGAGAUUUUGAGAAAUCGUUGAUGACGUCAAAAAUGAGAGAUAAUCUUGACAGAGACAAAAUUCAACAAUAUAACAGGGUAAUCAUUCGCGUCUACUUCCCAGACAGAAAUGUACUUCAAGGUUUUUUUGCACCCACCGAUACUGUGUCAAACGUCGCUUCGUUCGUUCGUGAAAAUUUGGCAGAAAAAUCAAAGGAAUUUUACCUAUAUACAACACCGCCAAAGAAAGUUCUUGAUAAACCAAACAUUACUUUAUAUGAGGCAAAACUUUUCCCUACUGCUAUUGUUUAUUAUGGCUGUCAUGAAGGCCAAGGAAGUUUUCUUAAUAAAAAGUGUUUGGACGACAUGACUGACUUGGGUUCAGCUAAUGAUAAAAUACAGGAAAAUAACAGAACAUUGUCAGGUCGUUUAUCGACUUCGAAAGUUAUGAAAGAUGAUUUAAGCAAUUCUCAGGAGGUGAAGACAGCAUCCAUUGACGACACGGCAGGCGGUAAUCAUACGACAUCAGAAAGCUCCAGAAUAACAAGGUCGAACAAUUCAAAAACUGUCCCAAAAUGGUUCAAAAUUGGGAAGUAAAAAAGCUGUAAAUCCUUUUCAUUUUCCUAAUUAACUGAACUUUUCACGGCAGUAGAUCGUAUAUGUAGAGAAAAGUAACUUACUCACGUGGGUUUCACGUGAAAUGAGAAAAUAAAAAUUAUCACUAUA